This is a messenger RNA of Pelmatolapia mariae (spotted tilapia), 2100 nucleotides long. Its product is annotated as calpain-2 catalytic subunit-like. Gene Ontology annotation, molecular function: calcium ion binding; calcium-dependent cysteine-type endopeptidase activity. Gene Ontology annotation, cellular component: cytoplasm. The transcript is spliced from 21 exons. Bases 1 to 2100 code for a protein of 699 amino acids. Lineage: Eukaryota; Metazoa; Chordata; Actinopteri; Cichliformes; Cichlidae. Gene Ontology annotation, biological process: proteolysis. The record is from RefSeq and is a predicted model, not a curated record.
AUGACAUCUACAGCAAGUCGACUGGCCCGUCAGCAAGACAGGGAAUUGGGCAUUGGCACCAACGCACAGGCAGUGAAAUUCUACCAGCAAGAUUAUGAGGCUCUGCGGCAGCAGUGUCUGGAGACCGGCCGCCUGUUUCAGGACGAUCGCUUUCCUCCUGAGCCUAAAUCACUGGGCUACAACCAGCUGGGACCAUACUCAUCAAAGACUAAGGGCAUCGUUUGGAAGAGGCCAACGGAGCUUUGUUCCAACCCUCAGUUCAUUGAUGACGGCGCUACAAGGACGGACAUUCGGCAGGGAACUCUGGGUGACUGCUGGCUCUUAGCUGCCAUAGCUUCUCUGACUUUGGACCAGGACAUUCUGGCUCGUGUGGUGCCUCCUGACCAAAGCUUUACUGAAGGUUAUGCUGGGAUAUUUCACUUUCAGUUCUGGCAGUUUGGUGAGUGGGUGGAUGUGGUGGUUGAUGAUCGUUUGCCCACCAAAGAUGGAAAGCUGCUGUUUGUUCACUCAGCGGAGGGCUCAGAGUUUUGGAGUGCACUGCUGGAGAAGGCCUACGCUAAGGUGUAUGGCAGCUACGAGGCUUUGACAGGAGGAAACACUAUUGAGGGUUUUGAGGAUUUCACCGGGGGAAUUGCAGAAACAUACAACCUAAAAGAGGCUCCAGCAAAUCUCUUUCACAUUAUUCAGAGGGCCCUGAGCCUGGGUUCACUGAUGGGUUGCUCUAUUGAUAUCACCAGUGCCUAUGAGACAGAGGCAGUUACAUCUCUUAAGCUUGUAAAAGGACAUGCAUACUCUGUCACCGGUGCAGAGGAGGUUCAUUUUAAAGGGCAGCAAGUGCAGUUGGUUCGCAUCAGGAACCCAUGGGGUGAGGUGGAAUGGACAGGCCCUUGGAGUGAUGGAUCCAGUGAAUGGAGCCACGUUACUGAAGAUGAGAAGUUGAAGUUAAACAAUGUGGCUGAAGAUGGAGAGUUCUGGAUGUCCUACUCAGACUUCAUCAGAAAUUUCUCCAAGCUGGAGAUCUGUAAUUUGACCCCAGAUACGCUCACUAGUGAUGAUGUGGGUCGCUGGAACUACUGCCAGUUUGAAGGGAUGUGGAGGGUCGGCUCCACUGCUGGAGGCUGUGCCAAUCACCGAGCCACAUUCCCAUCCAAUCCUCAGUUCCUGUUGCGUCUGGAGGAUGUGGAUGAUAAUCCUUUGGAUGGGAAGCACGGAUGCACCUUUCUGGUGGGGUUGAUGCAAAAGGAUGGACGACGGCUGAUGAAGGUUAACCCCAUCGAGACAAUUGGCUUUGCCAUUUAUAAGGUUCCAGAUGAGUACAAAGGUUGCAAAAAUGUCCGCCUCGGGCCUGACGUCCUGCUGCGUCAGAAACACGUAGCCAUGAGCCCCACUUUCAUCAACACACGGGAAGUGUGUGGCCGCUUCAAUCUCCCACCGGGAGAAUAUGCCAUAAUUCCCUCAACCUUCCAUCCCCACAAGAACGGCAGCUUCAUUCUCAGGGUGUUCACAGAAAAAGAGGCUGCAACCAGACGACUGGAGCAGAAAAUUGACGCUAAGAUAAAGGAGGACAAGGUAUCUGAAAAGGAUGUAGAUCCUCAUUUGAAGCAACUCUUCAAGCAGCUGGCUGGCAAUAAUACGGAGGUGUCUGCCUUUGAACUGAUCAAAAUUUUAAACAACGCCGUUUCUCAGCGGUCUGACAUUAAAACUGAUGGAUUCAGCCUUGAGACAGGUCGCCUUAUGGUCAGUCUGCUGGAUAAAGAUGAAAGUGGGAAGUUGGGACUGAUGGAAUUCCAGUUGAUUUGGAAGAAAAUCCAAAAAUACUUGGAGAUCUUCAAGAGUCAUGAUACAGACAAAUCUGGCACCAUGAGCUCCCAUGAGAUGAGAGAUGCUGCCAGUAAAGCAGGGUUCCAGAUCAACAGUGCAGUGCUGAGAGCUGUUGUAAAUCGUUACGCUGAUGCUCAGUAUGCCAUACACUUUGACAGCUUUGUAGGCUGUCUCAUUAAACUGGAAAUGCUCUUCAAAGUGUUUAAGACCCUGGAAAGGGAUGACUCGGGCAAGAUUGAGCUGAACAUGCAGCAGUGGCUGUGCCUGGCAAUCUACUAG